This is a messenger RNA of Microthlaspi erraticum, 651 nucleotides long. The record is from the annotation of a GenBank genome assembly. Lineage: Eukaryota; Viridiplantae; Streptophyta; Magnoliopsida; Brassicales; Brassicaceae.
AUGGAUCGCAAGUCCCUCCUAACGGUUACAAUGAUCUGCAUUGUCUUCGCCGGUGUCGGUGGGCAAUCUCCGAUCUCCUCUCCGACUAGUUCUCCCGCCGCUCCAACUACUUCCCCUACUAAAUCCCCCGCCGUUACUUCUCCCUCCUCUCCAGCGGCGGCUCCGGCGACAACUCCGGCUUCUUCACCCGUCGAGUCACCGAAAACUCUGGCUUCUUCACCCGUCGACUCACCGAAAUCUCCGGCCCCUGUAAGCUCUUCUCCGCCGCCGGCUUCUGUUCCUGAGAGCUCUCCUCCAGCUCCUGCACCCAAACCCUCUGCUCCGGUAAGUUCACCACCGGUCCCCGCACCAGAAGCUGAUACUCCUCCGGCUCCGGUAGCAGCUCCGGUCGCUGAUGUGCCAGCUCCGGCUCCAAGCAAGCACAAGAAGAAGACGAAGAAGAAGCAUCAAAACGCACCGGCUCCGGCUCCCGAACUUCUCGGUCCACCUGCACCACCGAUGGAAUCUCCCGGUCCUAACUCCGACGCAUUUUCUCCCGGUCCGUCCACAUCCGCCGACGAUCAGAGUGGAGCAGAGAGCACAAGUGUGUUGCGGAAUGUAGCGGUGGGAGCAGCUGCAACCGCGUGGGCCGUUCUUGUUAUGGCGUUUUAA